Coccinella septempunctata (seven-spotted ladybird) is the source of this 1650-nucleotide messenger RNA. RefSeq lists its product as uncharacterized. The transcript has a single exon. The record is from RefSeq and is a predicted model, not a curated record. Lineage: Eukaryota; Metazoa; Arthropoda; Insecta; Coleoptera; Coccinellidae. Bases 1 to 1650 code for a protein of 549 amino acids.
AUGACAGAAAAAGCAGCCUCAUACCAGACUGAAGAGCUAAGAAUAAGGAGAGAAAUUUUUCAGGGGGAUAGCCUAAGCUCGCGUUGGUUCUGUCUGGCCGUGAACAUUCUCAGUAAGAUCCUUAAUAGAUCUGCAUAUGGCUACUCCAUCAAUGACAUCACCAAACUCAGCCACUUAUUUUACAUGGACGAUUUGAAGCUAUAUGCCAGAGGGCGCAAACAAUUGGAGGGCGAGCUGGAGCUCGUCAGGAAAUUCAGUGAGGACAUUGGUAUGUCGUUCGGGCUGCAGAAGUGUGCCGUGAUUGAGGUCAAGCGAGGAAAAAUGGUGGAAGGAGGGAACAUCAGAAUAUCUGAUGGAAGGGAGAUAGCGGAGCUGAGUUUUGGGGAAAGAUACAAAUAUCUGGGCAUACAGCAGACUUAUGAGAUAAAACAAAGAGAAAACAAAGAAGGAGCGAAAAAUGAGCUAAUGAGAAGAGUGCGCACACAACUCUCAGCCAAAAACAAAAUUGAAGCACUUAAUAUCUGGGCCAUACCCUCCUUCACCUACACUGCAGGAGUGCUAACCUGGUCCAAAACAGAUCUACAACAAAUGGACAGAGGUAUUCGAACAACAUUGACAGAGCACGGUAUGCUUCACCCCAACUCAGCUACUGAAAGGCUAUACUUACCACGGAAACAGGGAGGCCGAGGUUUAACCAGCAUCGAACAGGCUUGCCUGCAAGAAGAAACACACCUAAGGGCAUAUUUUCGUGGAGCGCACUUACCUGUACACCGAUGGGUAGCCACGCAAAGAGAUAUCCACAUCUUGGACCGAGAGGAAGGAGCCGGGGAGCCUGAAACAGAAAAUCGGAUAGAGAGGUUAGAACUGAGCUGGCAGGCCAAAGCUCCCCACGGGAGGUUUUACGCUAGCCUACACCAGCCGGAAGUGGACCUGGCACAAUCCAAUACUUACCUCACGCUGGGAUACCUCUAUCCGCAGACAGAGGGAACACUCUUCGCUAUACAGGACCAGGUGGUGCCAACCCGUAACUAUAGCAAGUACAUAAUGAAACUUCCUGUAGAGAAUACCAAGUGCAGGUUAUGCAGCAUUGCUGAGGAAACGGUGCAGCACAUCUCCUCGGCUUGUUCGGCGAUUGCGGCCACUAAAUAUUUAGCCCGACACAAUAACAUGGGCAAGGUGGUACACCAGCUGCUGGGUCUUCAAUUCCAACUUCUUCCACAUUUCACACCACAUCACCUAUACUCACCACAAACUCUAAUGGAGAAUGAAAACUUUAAAUUAUACUGGGAUAUGACGGUCAUAACAGAUAUAGGGAUGGAACAUAAUCGACCGGAUGUAGUGGUGUGGAAUAAAAUGGAAAAGACCGUCGUAAUACUGGACUUCGCGGUGCCUCUGGAUUGCAACUUGAAAAAGUCGUAUGGAGAAAAAAUCAAUAAGUACGAGGCACUGUCCCGGCAGAUGAGAGAUAUGUGGAAGCUAAACAGGGUGGACAUAAAACCUCUAAUUAUAAGUACGAACGGAUUAGUCCACAAAAAUACGGUCAAACAUCUGCGAGAACUGAAACUACCGGAAGGCACCAUUACAUGGAUGCAAAAAGCUGUCAUCUUGGGAACGGUGAAUAUAAUAAGACAGGUUAUAUACCCCCAUUGA